This is a messenger RNA of Oncorhynchus tshawytscha (Chinook salmon), 336 nucleotides long. RefSeq lists its product as uncharacterized. The record is from RefSeq and is a predicted model, not a curated record. The coding region runs from base 1 to 336 and encodes 111 amino acids. The transcript has a single exon. NCBI's taxonomy places the organism in Eukaryota, Metazoa, Chordata, Actinopteri, Salmoniformes, Salmonidae.
AUGAAUGUGGAGAAAUGCGAAUGCCAUCGCUCCAUCUUCCCCUUUCUUGGUUACAUCAUUGCUGCAGGGAAUGUACAGAUGGAUCCCGGGAAGGAGAGAGCAGUGGUGGAUUGGCCCCAGCCUACGUCCAGAGUGCAGCUGCAACGUUGCCUGGGAUUUUCCAACUUUUAUCCCCGCUUUAUCUGGGGCUACAGCACCCUAGCUUCCCCCCUGUCUGCACUCACCUCUCCCAAGGUUCCGUUCAUGAGGUCCCCAGUUGCUGACCGGGCAUUCCGGGAAGUCAAACACCGCUUCACCACAGCUCCCAUAUUGGUUCAUCUUGACCCGUCCUGUUAG